Coccidioides posadasii C735 delta SOWgp is the source of this 2306-nucleotide messenger RNA. RefSeq lists its product as uncharacterized. Gene Ontology annotation, biological process: cytoplasmic microtubule organization; nuclear migration involved in conjugation with cellular fusion; establishment of mitotic spindle orientation. Gene Ontology annotation, molecular function: microtubule plus-end binding. Gene Ontology annotation, cellular component: microtubule associated complex; cytoplasm; spindle pole body. The record is from RefSeq and is a predicted model, not a curated record. Lineage: Eukaryota; Fungi; Ascomycota; Eurotiomycetes; Onygenales; Onygenaceae.
CCCUUGCUCAGCCAAAAAAAAAAAGUUCUCCCGCUUCUUUACCUUUCUCUCAGGCAAUGCCAAUGCCCGCAUUAACUGCAUCAACUAUGACUGUUAUGAGUUGCAUUACUGUUAAGUCCACACUAGUUUAAAUACCAAAACUGUCAUAUCGAUCCGCGAAUCCCGGGGAAAAUGGCCUCUGUCGACGACAUCCAGGUCGGUGACCUCGUCAACGUGCCCGGCGGCAUGUAUGGGACGGUGAAAUUCGUCGGUACCGUGGCAGGAAAAUCCGGACGCUUUGCGGGCGUUGAGCUGGCGCCAGAACACGCGGGCAGAGGGAAAAACAGCGGCGACGUCGAAGGCCGAUACUACUUCAGCACUUCCGUUCCAGGCUCCGGUAUUUUUGUGCCUAUGAAUGGCAAAUAUGUCACCCCACGGCCGGCCGGGACGCCCGCAAAAGCUGUCACUACCAACUUCAGUCGUUCCGUCGGUCCUGGAGUGGUUAACCCUACGGCAUCCCUGAAUAGACCAAAAUUCAGGCGACCCUCCUUGCCCCGUCCAGAGUCACCUAGAGCUCCCGUGGCAACGUCACCACCCAAAUUAAGCCUCAGUGGACUGCGAACACCCUCUGGGUUCUCUAAACCUACCCCGACGAAUGGAGUACCUCGAACACCGCAUAGGGCUAUGCGGCCUUCCAGUCGUCCCCCGUCGAGAAUUAGCGUCGAGAGCAAUACUCCAUCGAUUGCGAGACGAAGCGAAUUGGCGCGAACCCCGGCAUUUGACGAUCAAGAGCUGAUGGAGCGGAUAAGAUACUUAGAGCAGCAACUGCAGGACCGCGAUAGACAACUGGAAGACCAGGCUACGACCCUGGCCGAGUUUCAAAAGAGUAUCACAGAGCUUGAAGGCUUAGAUGCGCUGCAAGUGCGCGCACAACUUCGCGAAAAGAACGAUAAAAUCGCUGCUCUUACAGCUGAGUUCGACAGCCAUAGAGCAGAUUUCAGAAGCACUUUAGAUACUCUCGAAGUUGCCGCUUCAGAGACGGAGAGAGUAUAUGAAAAGCGAAUUGAAGAGUUAAUGCAAGCAAACCGCGAACUCCAAGCUCGUGGCGAAGAUGUGGAGACCGUAGCCAGACAACUCAAACAGCUUGAAGAGCUUGUUUCCGAGCUAGAAGAAGGGCUUGAAGACGCUCGCAGAGGCGAAGCUGAGGCUAGAGGGGAGGUAGAGUUCCUUCGAGGCGAGGUCGAACGAACCAGACUCGAGUUGAAACAAGAGAAAGAGAAAUCCAUUGCGGUCUUAAAAGAAGCGAGUGCGUCACCGGAUGGGAUCCAUCGCCCUCUUUCAAGAGAGAUUGACCAAAAAGAUGACGAAAUACGAGGCCUUAAGGCCAUAAUCCAUUCACUUAGCCGUGGUGACCCUGCUAAUCAUGCCUUGCUUCAACAGAACGGAAUGUCGCAUGGAACCAGAAGGGCGGCCGACCACGAAAAUGAUCUCGCUUCCCAACUUGAAAGCCGCAUCCGGGAGCUAGAAGCCCAUUCUGAACACAAAUCAUAUAGAAUCGAGGAAUUGGAGCAUGAACUGGAAAGAUACCAGCUCAGUGACUAUCAACCAAACCGCGAUCGAAGUGGCACGAUCACAGCGAGUCCGCUGAAUAUACAAAAGAAUCAGACCUCGGCUGAAAAUACGGCUGGGCCGACCUCCUCUAAUCAUACGCAUACCCUUUCUGAUCGCACUGUCGUCCCUAACGACUGGCGUGAGUCUUCCUCGGCCAACAACAGCGGCCAAUAUUUUUCACCAACUCAUUCCGAUGAUCCUCACCGAUUGCCUACCAUGCAUGAAUCCGACAACCACUCAUCGAGCACAGACGAAGAAAGUGCCGGUUGGUGCGAGAUUUGUGAAACCAGCGGGCAUGAUAUCCUCACUUGCACCAGCAUGUUUAGCUCAUCCGGAAACACUGGAGGCAAGAAUGACGAACUUGUCCAAAAUCAUCCUAAUAACUUGACGGAUGAGCGCCCCUCAAGUAGCAACGCCGUAGACUCUAGCAUCCCGGCGUCAAGCUUUGACAGCAGCGUCGGGCACACAAAUGAUAGUAGCCCAAGCUCACGGCGAACGGGGCGAGAUGUCGUCCUUGGGGGACUAAAGGGUAUAGGGGGGUUGCCAUCUUCAAUGGCUCCAGUGGCGGGAAAAGCGUCCGGGGUCAUCGAUGAGUCUAAGUGGUGUGCAUUGUGUGAGCGGGAUGGACACGAAAGCAUUGACUGCCCUUUUGACGACUAAACAUUGCAUCAUGAACCCAAUAUUGUCUGCUUUUCUCAGGCUAUACAGGCUUUUAA